AUGUUCGGUAGCAAGAAGUGGGACCCGAAAGACAAGCAUAUCUACAUCACAGGUGGCUCACAGGGCCUCGGUCUCGCGCUUGCACGUCUCCUAGUAAAGCGCGGCGCACACGUUUCGAUCGUUGCUAGGAACGCGGAGAAACUGGAGAAAGCAAAGAAGGAGAUUGAGGCAGCGAGGGCUUCUGACUCUCAGCGUGUUCUUUCCUUCUCCUUUUCUCUUGACAAUGCGUCAGAGAGCGCAGCUGCUCUCAAGGCUGCCAGCGAUGCGCACGGUGGACGUGCACCAGAUGCGGUGUUUACAUGUGCGGGAGCAUCAAAACCAAUGUUCUUCCUCGACAUGGAGGAGCAGGACCUGACGAAGGGCAUGGUGGAUGGGUAUUGGGUACAAGCAUGGACUGCUCUCGCAGCAGCGAAGGCGAUGGCGAAGCAAGGAGUGAAGGGCAAGAUUGUGCUUGUGAGCUCAACGCUAGGUUAUAUGUCAUUCGUGGGGUACGCAAGCUAUUCGCCUGCUAAACACGCACUUCGAGGUCUCGCAGACACGCUUCGCUCCGAGCUUCUCCUAUACGGUAUUGACGUACAUUGCUUCUUCCCGCCUACAAUGUUUACUCCUGGAUACGACGAGGAAUCGAAGUCAAAGCCGGCCAUCACGAAGAAGAUUGAGGAGACCGACGACGGACUUACAGCUGAGCAGGCUGCCCUCGGGCUCUUCCACGGAGUGGAGAAGAACCAACCUCACAUAACGGCAGACCUGAUCACAUCUCUCUUCCAUGCGUCGACGCGCGGUAGCGCACCAAGGAACAACGCGUUCGUCGAGACCAUCCUCGACUUCGUUGCACUCAUUGGUGUACCCAUAUGGCGGAGCGGUGUCGACAAACAGGUGUUGGCUCACCGCGAGGAGCACCAGGGAUAUCUGCAGAAGAAAGGAUUCUUCUCCUAG
Coniophora puteana RWD-64-598 SS2 is the source of this 936-nucleotide messenger RNA. RefSeq names its product oxidoreductase. Gene Ontology annotation, biological process: sphingolipid biosynthetic process. Bases 1 to 936 code for a protein of 311 amino acids. The transcript has 6 exons. Gene Ontology annotation, cellular component: endoplasmic reticulum membrane. Lineage: Eukaryota; Fungi; Basidiomycota; Agaricomycetes; Boletales; Coniophoraceae. The record is from RefSeq and is a predicted model, not a curated record. Gene Ontology annotation, molecular function: 3-dehydrosphinganine reductase activity.